Molecule: messenger RNA, 462 nt
Organism: Didymodactylos carnosus
Lineage: Eukaryota; Metazoa; Rotifera; Eurotatoria; Philodinida; Philodinidae
Source: the annotation of a GenBank genome assembly
AUGCAUAACACUCUCAAGCACAAGGGUAAAGCAGCGAAAUUCGUGGACGAUAUAUUUCAGCCUGCUGAAAACAAUUUAUUAAGUGUUAAACAAAAUCUCAACAACAAACGUCGUUGUAUGGCUAUGCUCUUGCGCGAUUAUCUUUCUGAACAACCAAUUCCUAAGCUGUACACAUGUUAUAAUCACAGAUACAAUCUAAUUAAAGAGGCACAUCAGUCUUUUGAUACGUUAGCACAACAGCAAAAACCAAGCCUUCUGCUAAUUGCCAUAACAAAGUCUAUGCUAACAGUCUACGACAGCAGUUCAGUUGAAAAUCUUGCUGCAUUUUUACAGGGCAUAUUAGACGAAAAGCCGCAAAUAAUAAAAGAAUUCGGUGCUUAUAGAUGUGAUUUUAGUGCAAUUGAUACGCAGGAUACAUAUGCACGAUUAAGAGAUAAAAUUCGUGGCUCCAAUUGUGGAUGA